Messenger RNA from Rhizoctonia solani, 3045 nucleotides. RefSeq names its product amino acid permease. Gene Ontology annotation, cellular component: membrane. The record is from RefSeq and is a predicted model, not a curated record. NCBI's taxonomy places the organism in Eukaryota, Fungi, Basidiomycota, Agaricomycetes, Cantharellales, Ceratobasidiaceae. Bases 1 to 3045 code for a protein of 1014 amino acids. The transcript is spliced from 14 exons. Gene Ontology annotation, biological process: transmembrane transport. Gene Ontology annotation, molecular function: transmembrane transporter activity.
AUGGCUUCAACAAAUAAAUCAUCCACUGUGUUAGGGGCUAUAGAUAACCUCUUACUCCGAGUUGGCGCGGCGCUGCCAUCCUCAGACCCUCAGGAUAUGCAUGCCUAUGCGACAAGGGCACCAUCUCAGCAAUUUCUUAGAGAGAUCCUGGAUGUGACCCAGUCAGUGUCUAAUGCUCUAGUAACCAUGCUACCGGUUUCCGAUUCCAAGAUUAUUUCCUUGCUGAAAGAACAUGCCACACACGAUCAAGUUGUCUUCGAGAUUUUAUCCUAUCACGAGCUGAAAUAUGGGCCAAGAGUGCCAAAAUGGAAGUAUCAAAGCGAUGAGAACGGCCAAAACACCCUCACUUGUGCGGGCUCCGCAGUUGUCCUGGACCUCACGUUUGAAAAAUCAGUUGCAGGAGCCGACCAUCAUUCCAUUCGACUCGUCUCGUUAAAAUCGUCCUAUCCCACAACAUCAGAGUCCGCCCCGGUAACCCAGCCACCUAACACCGUGGAAGACCUUCUUGGGGCCGAUAUCACUGCAUACAUUAAUGAGGUUACUAGAGAAGGUGCUGAUGCCACAAAAGCUGCCCAGUUGGCAUGGCGCGUUAUGGCGCACAUACGGUAUAUCAUGCUUUUAGAUUCGCAGGCUGCUCAAGAGGCCAAAAAUGGGGGAACCGGCGCGCGAUGGUUUGCGGAGGUCGGGAUACUGUCUCCCAAAGUAAUAGAUCUGGCGUGUCAGGAAGCAGCAGGACUUGCCAGCCAAUUAGGGGCCCCCAAAGCACCACUUGACAUAUUCUUACGACGUGCUCAUGCGUUUCCGCUGAUCAACCUCAAUUCUCCUAGCAUCUCAUUCCUAAUUGGCAUGACUCCUAUAUCGUACCUGAGCCUUCUCAAGGCGUCCACAAACCAUGUCGAGGGUCCCCCCUCAGACCCCCAGCCUAACAUCGACAUCCCAAACAAUCUGUUACGGCGAUUUGUAGCCCAGCAUCCUACGCCGCCUGGCAUUACUACCUGCAAUUUGAUCGUUGUAUCUGGCAAUCAGUCUAAUUCUGAACCCACUCACCCCACACCUCCACGUAUACCAUACUUCCCACUCCUGGGUGUCUCAUCCAUGCCGUCACAAUCCCACGCAUUUCCAUUACCUGACGGAGAUAGCUCGUGGGUACUAGACUUUGGCGCCAAGGGACUAGUCAUGCGACGCAGUGCGAUGCAAGCUCUAGUGCAAGCUUUAGGACAUGUGGGUGACAUUGAUGUCACACUCUCUGGUAUGGGAUUCAUGAACCUCGGCAUGGGCCUGAUAAGUGGAGAGAAUCCUGGAUGGGUCAGCAUGCUGCUUCAGAAGCGUUCUCGAAUAAUAACAGAGCAUCUGUACACGACACAAACGUCACCCAACCGAUUGUACCCUCCUAUUCAUUUGACACUCCGAGUUCCUAAUGAAGCAGGAUUUGUACUCGGGCGAGUACGAGUACGGAAUAUGGCCGAAGUAUGGACGAUACUGGAGAUCGUUCGGGAACAAUGUUGGCUGAACAACACGAUUUCAUCCUACGUCUGGGAAGAAACACCCCAGCACACAGACACUUUGGAGGCGCCAGGACUGGAAAAUCUGCUUUCUGGAAAAUUCCUUUCGAUUCCUACACAGAUGAACAUUUCUACGGGGUCAGCGCCCUUGUCCCUUCUACUUCAAUUCCCCGUUCCCUGUAAAGGUGGCGUACCAUCUGUGGUUCAGCUCAUGGCUUCAUACGAUCCUACUGCACCACGAGGCACUCGCAUUCAGUUUGGUGCCCUCGACUCCAAACUACCUGUCACUGAAACUCUGGGCCAAUUCGAGAACCAGGUUGACGAGGUUGUGAGAAGGGCGGGGCCACUGGCUGCUGUUGGCUGGCUUCAUGCUCAACUAAAGGCCAAGGCCUUUCAGGCUGUCCAAACUGCUCUUUCAGGCCGCCAAGAUGUUGUGAACCCUGCCCGACUUUUAUCCAAUUUGGACGACGAUCAAACCUACGUUCCUUUUCGUUCCUUCAUUUUCAUUCCUUAUCGUCGUCGUACAUCAAAGCUGAUGGAGUCGAGAGACUCUGAGACUCUAAGCGAAUGGCCGCCGAGCGAUGAGAAGGCUCCGAGAAAAGCAUUCUCACUCGCGCCGGACAUGCUUUCUGUUUAUUUUGAUCAUCAGGGUCCCAGAGACGAACCAGCCAGCGUCACCGUCGAGGAAGUGGAGACUCGACUUCUCCCGGAUUUUUCAGAGUCCCACUUUGAAACAGCUGCCCGUAGACCCAGGACGAGAGAGAACCGAGACCUAAAGAUUACUUCUAGCCCCUCACGCUUUACACACAUAGGAAACGGAUGGGAACUCAGUAAUUGGGGUUCGGUAUCUUGCCUCGAGCUUACACCAGGACAAAUGCUCCAGGCGCAUGCUCGUAUAAACAAACCUGAACGACAGAUGGGUCAAUUUCGAUCCAGCUCCUUAUCUGGAAAUGGGAUCGUUGGGUCUGCUUUUUAUACAUUCCCUGCGAUGGCGGCGGUGGCUUCAAUAUUCUCGCCCAUCUCUCUGCUCGUUGCAUGCCUGAUAAUGACGAUAUAUCGACCAAUACUUCUGGAACUUGGUAGCGCUUUUAGGCUGAACGGGACCAACUAUGUUUAUCUAUUGCAAUCUUCUGGAAGAACACUUGCGGCGAUUGGUGCUACCACUACAUUAAUCGAUGCUGUGGCUGCAAGUGUUGUCAGUGCAGCCGCUGCGGGAGCGUACGUCAAGGGGGAGUUUCCGGAAAUACCCGCAACUGACCACACCAUUGGAAUUUAUUUAUUGGUAUUGAUCGCCCUUUUCGCUUUAUUCACACUUCGUGAAAGCGGUAAACUGACUUUGGUCAUUACUAUCAUUCAUAUGGUUGUAAUGGCAGUGCUCAUGGUGGGAUCGACCAUCGCGUGGACACAUACCGGCACAGAUAUGAUACGCCAUAAUUGGGAACUACGACCAACGGGCGCGGCCAGGAUAGCCCGUUCAAUCUACAUUGGGGUCUGUGUAGGAAUUACGGGCUUUGAGUGCUCACCUGGGUAUAUCAAAGCAUAA